AUGGGCAUCUUUACUAAUGCACAGCAAAAAUUUUCGAGUUCCAUAGAUCCUGUACUCCGAGCUCCUACAACUGUCAAACAGGGAUUUACAUUUCUUCCGAAUCCGCAAGAUGGAUCGCUCUACACAUUAAAAGAAGGCAUCCUUAAAAGACUGCCAUUGAAUAUACCGGCUCUGGUCCAUGCUUCACCACUAAAAAGCACUGAUGGAGUCUUGUAUGCUGGUAGUAAGAAGGAUAUAUGGCUGGAGAUUGAUCCCCUGACAGGAUCCAAGGUGGAAACCAUGUCAGCAUCCAGCGACAAGGUUUGCCCUGUAAAACACCACAAUGGCAUAUUUGUUGGGCGAACCGAAUACCGGAUAAGUAUGUUUGACACAAAAAAAAUAUCCGUGCAAAAACGUGGACACUGA
Messenger RNA from Ostertagia ostertagi, 405 nucleotides. The record is from the annotation of a GenBank genome assembly. NCBI's taxonomy places the organism in Eukaryota, Metazoa, Nematoda, Chromadorea, Rhabditida, Trichostrongylidae.